CUGUCAGUGUUGUCGUUUUCGCAACCAUAAAAGCGCUCGUUGAAACUCCACGCAGAUAACGUGUGUUUUUCAAUUUAAUUUGUUGUCUGAAGAAAACGAAAGGACAAUGAGUGGAGGAUUCAACUUUGGACAAGCGUCCAGUACUGGAUUCAGCUUUGGAGCUCCCAAAACCGCAACUGCCCCAGCUACAGGCUUCGGGAUGCCAAGUGCUGCAGCUCCAGGUGGUGGCUUCUCUUUCGGAACCCCCAGCACUCCCCAGGCCCCAGUAGCUGCCCCCCAGAGCUCUGGGCUCUUUGCUAUGCCCACCCAGGGUAGCACAAACCCAACUGGAGGGUUCAGCUUUGGGACCCCUGCACAGAGCAGUACUCCUGCAGGAGGAGGCUUCUCUUUUGGGACUCCCAUUGCUAAACUCAAUCUGGGUACGCCAGCCGCCUCUCAACCUGCACCGACUGGGCUAACUAUGGGGAUGGCGACCCCCUCCCCUGGGACAGGCUUUGGACUUGGUGGGGGUCUCGCCACACAAACCACUGCUGCCCCUGCAGGAGGGGGGUUCAGCUUUGGGACUGCAGGGGGGCUUGGAGCCCCUGUUGCCCAAACUCAGCCCCAGACCCAACCUGCUGCAGCUGGUGGACUCUCUUUAGGAACUCCUGCUGAAGCCACCCAAAUUAUGGGAGGUGGGUUUAGUUUUGGUGCAGCCAAGGUCCAGGCCACCACAGCCCCAGCCCCUACUGUAACCGCAGGAGGGGGCUUCUCAUUUGGAAACAGCACACCUGCCAGCCUCUCCCUGGGGACCCAGCCCACAAGUCUGACUCUGAACUCUGUGGCCUCAACAGCUGUACCAACCACAACCCAGGUUGGAGGAUUCGCUUUUGGCGUCAAACCUUCUGCUACUCCAGCCCCAGGUGCAACUGCCCCGGCUACCCAGGCCUCAUUAGGUUCUUCUCUUUUUGCUGUACCAGCAUCAACAGCAGCUCCUGCUACAGCAGCAAUCACAGGAUUUUUGGGCGCUGCCCCUACCUCCGCUGCCCCGGCUGCCACCUCAACAGCGGGAAGUACCCUGGGCUUCAUGCUCAAACCCCUGGGAGCAGUCACUGCCACAACUACUGCCCCAGUUGGACCAGCUGCCCCUACCACAACCACAGGUUUCUCACUGGCUAUGAAACCUGCGGGCGCCAUUGGCAUUGGUGUAACGGCCCCCAUCACUGGCGUAGCCACAACCAUUGCUACUGUUACAGCAAGUGCUCCUCCAGUGAUGUCAUAUAUCCAACUAGAGGGUCUCAUUAACAAGUGGAGUCUUGAGCUGGAGGACCAGGAGAGGCAUUUCUUACAGCAAGCCACCCAGGUCAACGCCUGGGACCGCACGCUGGUGGAGAACGGAGAGAAGAUCACAUCACUGCACAGGGAAAUGGAGAAAGUGAAAUUGGACCAAAGAAGGCUGGACCAGGAACUGGACUUCAUCCUGUCACAACAGAAGGAGCUGGAGGACCUGCUGUCCCCACUGGAGGAGUCUGUCAAAGAACAGAGUGGAACCAUCUACAUGCAGAACGCAGACGAGGAACGCGAGAGGACGUACAAGCUUGCAGAGAACGUGGACGCCCAGCUGAAGAGGAUGUCCCAAGAUCUAAAGGAGAUCAUUGAACACCUGAAUACAUCCAGCGGGCCAGCUGAUAACAGUGACCCGCUUCAGCAGAUCUGUAAAAUUCUCAAUGCCCACAUGGACUCUCUUCAAUGGAUUGACCAGAACUCGGUGCUUCUACAGAGAAGGGUGGAGGAUGUGUCCAAACUCUGCGACAACCGACGCAAAGAGCAGGAGAAGACUUUUCGCAUAACAUUUCAUUGAAGAUUGCAAUAAUUAUCAGAAUGAAUAUGUGCAUUAUGCAAGUUUGUUUUUUUUUUUUUUUAAUACAAUGAAGAUCAUUUUGAGAGGAGUUAUGAUAAAGAUUUGCUUUUAAUGCAGCAUCAAUUGUGAUUUAUAGAAAAGUACUCCAAGUUAAGGUGUGUGUGAGAUGCACUUCCCAAAUUUCAACACUGGUGCUGGGCAAAUAAUUAAUUCUGAUUAAAUAAAGAGUUGCACACAUGUGCUCCAAUAUGCUUUAG
Molecule: messenger RNA, 2097 nt
Organism: Salvelinus namaycush (lake trout)
Lineage: Eukaryota; Metazoa; Chordata; Actinopteri; Salmoniformes; Salmonidae
Product: nuclear pore glycoprotein p62-like
Exons: 13
Coding region: 107-1840 (577 amino acids)
Biological process (GO): protein import into nucleus; RNA export from nucleus
Cellular component (GO): nuclear pore; nuclear pore central transport channel
Molecular function (GO): phospholipid binding; structural constituent of nuclear pore
Source: RefSeq, a predicted model, not a curated record